Molecule: messenger RNA, 14788 nt
Organism: Labrus mixtus (cuckoo wrasse)
Lineage: Eukaryota; Metazoa; Chordata; Actinopteri; Labriformes; Labridae
Gene: ryr3
Product: ryanodine receptor 3
Exons: 107
Coding region: 95-14653 (4852 amino acids)
Biological process (GO): intracellular calcium ion homeostasis; calcium ion transmembrane transport
Cellular component (GO): sarcoplasmic reticulum membrane; calcium channel complex; sarcolemma
Molecular function (GO): ryanodine-sensitive calcium-release channel activity; protein binding
Source: RefSeq, a predicted model, not a curated record
GCUCUAUGCUAAUAUCGGCUUGAGAGGCACAGCAUCGCGUUUCUGCCGGCAGUCAGUGGUGGCUUCCAGAGUCUGAGCAGGCUCCUUCACAGCCAUGGCUGAGGGCGGAGAAGGGGAAGAUGAGAUCCAGUUCUUGAGAACUGACGAUGAGGUGGUGCUCCAGUGUGUGGCCACCAUCCAGAAGGAGCAUCACAAGUUUUGUUUGGCUGCUGAGGGACUCGGCAACCGCCGCGGUUACCUGGAAGCCACAUCUGAAGCGAAGUAUGUUCCUCCAGACCUGUGUGUUUGUAGCUUCGUGUUGGAGCAGUCCCUGUCAGUGCGGGCCCUGCAGGAGAUGCUGGCUAACACUGGGCAGAACAGCGAAGGGAGUGCUGACCAUGACAAAUGGGCGGGUCAGGGGGGCGGACACCGCACCCUGCUCUAUGGUCAUGCCAUCCUCCUCCGCCACUCCUUCAGUGGUAUGUUCCUGACCUGCUUGAAGACAUCAAGGUCUCUUACAGACAAGCUGUCAUUUGAUGUCGGACUACAAGAAGAUUCAAUAGGAGAGUCCUGCUGGUGGACCAUCCACCCUGCGUCCAAGCAGAGAUCUGAAGGAGAGAAAGUCCGCAUCGGAGAUGACCUGAUCCUUGUCAGCGUGUCAACAGAGAGAUACUUGCACCUCUCUAACUCCAAUGGCAACAUCCAGGUGGAUGCCUCCUUCAUGCAGACCCUCUGGAACAUCCAGCCCACCUGCUCUGCAGGAAACAUGGCUGUAGGGUUUUUAAUUGGUGGACAUGUGAUGCGUCUUUGUCAUGGACACGAUGAGAGUUUGACCAUCCCAGGAGCAGACAAGAGUGAGAAGGAGCAGACAAUAGUCAACUAUGAGGCGGGUAAGGGAGCAUCAAAGGCCCGCUCGCUUUGGAGACUGGAGCCUCUCAGGAUCAGCUGGAGCGGUAGCCACAUCCGCUGGGGUCAGGCCUUCCGACUACGCCACCUCGCAACCGGUAAUUACCUGGCCCUGACUGAAGACCGAGGACUGGUCCUCCAGGACAGGGAGAAGUCUGACACUGCAGCCACUGCCUUCUGCUUCAGACCCUCAAAGGAGAAGGGAGACCUGGGCCCGAAGAGGGACAUCGACGGCAUGGGAGUCCCCGAGAUCAAGUACGGGGACUCGGUCUGCUUCGUCAUGCACGUCGCGACGGGGCUGUGGCUGUCCUACAUGUCGCCUGACGCCAAAUCGUCCCGCCUGGGGCCGCUGAAGAGAAGGGCCUGCCUGCAUUCUGAGGGCCACAUGGACGAUGGUCUCAUCCUGCAGCGCUGUCAACACGAGGAGUCUCGGGCUGCUCGCAUCAUCCGCAACACCACUUUACUCUUCACCAACUUCAUCAAGGCUUUGGACAGCACUGUAGAUGGUGUGUCCGCGGAGGUGGCCGGCUAUGUUGAGGAGGUGCUGCAGACUCUGAACGACCUGAUCGAGUACUUCAAACAGCCCGAUUCAGAGCUGGAGCACGAGGAGAAGCAGGUCCUUCUGCGUUCACUCAUCAAACGUCAAGACCUCUUCAAAGAGGAGGGCAUGCUGACCCUCCUGUCCAAAUGCAUCGACCGGAUGAACCUGUACGACAGCGCCGCUCACUUUGGAGAGAUGGCGGGGGAGGAGGCGGGCGCGGCGUGGAAGGACAUUCUUAACCUCCUCUAUGAACUCCUGGCCGCGCUGAUUCGAGGAAACAGGAACAACUGCACCCAGUUUUCCCGCAACUUGGACUGGUUGGUCAGCAAACUGGAGAGAAUGGAAUCUUCAUCAGGGAUCCUGGAAGUCCUCCACUGUAUCCUGGUAGAAAGUCCCGAGGCGCUGAACAUCAUCCAGCGAGGUCACAUUAAAUCCAUCAUUUCUCUGCUCUACAAGCACGGGCGCAACCACAAGAUUCUGGAUGUCCUGUGUUCCCUCUGUGUUUGUAAUGGGGUGGCGGUGAGAGCCAAUCAGAAUCUGAUCUGUGACAACCUGCUCCCCAAGAGGGACCUGCUGCUUCAGACUCGAAUAGUUAAUGAUGUUCAGAGCAUACGGCCUAACAUCUUCCUGGGCGUGGCUGACGGUUCGGCUCAGUAUAAGAAGUGGUAUUUCGAGCUGGUGAUCGACCAGGUGGACCAUUUUGUGACCGGGGAGCCGACCCACCUGAGGGUCGGCUGGGCCAACACUAAAGGCUACGCUCCGUACCCCGGAGGAGGAGAGGGGUGGGGUGGAAACGGUGUGGGAGAUGACCUGUACUCGUACAGCUUUGAUGGACUUCACCUCUGGUCAGGCCGAAUCCCAAGGGCAGUGGCCUCCAUUAACCAGCACCUGCUGAACUCAGACGACGUGGUCAGCUGCUGUCUGGAUCUGGGCGCUCCCAGCAUGUCCUUCAGGAUCAACGGGCAGCCUGUCCAGGGCAUGUUCGAGGACUUUAACACCGAUGGCUUCUUCUUCCCCGUCGUCAGCUUCUCUGCCGGCGUCAAGGUUCGUUUCCUGUUGGGUGGACGCCAUGGCGAUUUCAAGUUCCUGCCGCCCGCCGGUUACUCUCCGUGCUACGAGGCGCUGCUGCCUAAAGAGAAGAUGCAGGUGGAGCCUGUGAAGGAAUACAAGAGGGACCACGAGGGGGUCCGGGACCUGCUGGGUACCACUCAGUUCCUCUCUCAGGCGUCCUUCAUCCCCACUCCAGUAGACACCAGCCAGAUCGUUCUUCCCGCUCACCUGGACAACGUCCGGGACAAGCUGGCAGAAAACAUCCACGAACUGUGGGGGAUGAACAAGAUCGAGCUGGGCUGGACCUAUGGCAAGGUUCGAGAUGACAACAAGAGGCAGCACCCGUGCCUGGUGGAUUUCACCAAGCUGCCUGAAACCGAAAGGAAUUACAACCUGCAGAUGUCUAGUGAAACACUAAAGACCCUGCUGGCUCUUGGAUGCCAUGUCGCUCAGGUCAAUGUUAACGCUGAGGACGAUCUGAAGAAAAUCAAACUUCCCAAAGACUACAUGAUGUCUAACGGUUAUAAGCCUGCGCCACUGGACCUCUCUGAAGUGAAGCUGAAUGCUGGUCAGGAGGUUCUAGUUGAUAAACUGGCCGAGAACGCACACAACGUGUGGGCCAAAGACCGAAUCAAACAAGGAUGGACCUAUGGCAUCCAGCAGGAUUUGAAGAGCAGGCGUAAUCCUCGCCUGGUGCCGUAUGCUUUACUGGACGAGCGUACUAAGAAGUCUAACAGAGACAGUUUGAGAGAGGCCAUCAGGACUAUGGUGGGAUAUGGAUAUGACAUUGACCCCCCAGACCAGGAGGCCCCCCAUAUGUUGGAUGAUCAGAGCGUCGAGACCACCCGCCUCUUCCGUGUGGAGCAGACCUACGCACUGAAGACAGGAAAGUGGUACUUUGAGUUCGAGGCGCUGACAGGAGGUGAUAUGAGGGUUGGCUGGGCCAGGCCGGGCUGCAGGCCGGACGUGGAGCUGGGAGGAGAUGACCAGGCCUUUGUGUUCGAUGGCUACAGGGGUCGACGUAUGCACGCAGGAAGCCGCUACUUUGGACACCCCUGGAAAACGGGCGACGUGGUCGGUUGCAUGAUCAACAUGGAGGAUAAAUCCAUGAUUUUCACUCUGAACGGAGAGCUCCUGAUCACCAGCAAGGGCUCUGAGCUCUGCUUCACUGACUUUGAGACAGAGGACGGUUUCAUCCCCGUGUGCAGUCUGGGCAUGACUCAGAUCGGACGCAUGAACUUGGGCAAGGACGCCAACUCCUUUAAGUACUACACCAUGUGUGGCCUCCAGGAAGGCUUUGAGCCCUUUGCUGUCAACAUGAACAGAGAGAUCACCAUGUGGUUCAGCAAGCGCCUUCCCACUUUUGUCAUUGUACCUCAGGAUCACAUGCAUAUCGAGGUCACGAGGAUCGACGGGACGGUAGACAGCCCUCCCUGCCUCAAGGUCACACACAAGACGUUUGGCACACAGAACAGCAACAACGACAUGGUCUACUGUCGUCUGAGCAUGCCCGUGGAGUUCUACUCUGCAGACAAGUUACUGGAAGAGUCAAUGAAACGGAGCCAUCCUCCCAAAGAAGAUGGAACUGUUGACUAUGGAAGCAUCACGACUUACUACCACUCGGUGAGAGUGUUUGCUGGACAGGACCCUGCGUCAGUGUGGGUGGGCUGGGUGUCGCCUGACUACCAUUAUCACAGCAAGAACUUCGGCCUCAGCAAGACGAGGACCGUCACCGUCACCCUGGGAGACGAGAGGGGCCGAGUCCAUGAGAGUGUCCAGAGGAGUAACUGCUACAUGGUCUGUGGAGCAGACGCAGUCGGCCCGUCUUCCUCCAGCCGCUCCAACUCUGACCUUGAGAUCGGCUGCCUGAUCGACCUGGCCACCGGGCUUGUGUCUUUCACUGCCAACGGCAAGGAGCUGCCUACAACCUAUCAGGUGGAGCCAAAUACCAAACUGUUCCCUGCCGUGUUCGUCCGCCCCACCAGUGCAAACCUCUUCCAGUUUGAACUAGUCAAGAUCAAGGAUGCAAUGCCGCUCUCUUCUGCCAUAUUCAAAAGCGAGCACAGGAACCCGGUGCCGCAGUGCCCUCCUCGACUGGAUGUGCAGACCAUCGUGGCCGUGCUGUGGAGCCGGAUGCCGAACACCUUCCUCACCGUGGAGACCGCUCGGGUCAGCGAGAGACACGGCUGGGUGGUCCAGUGCCUGGAGCCGCUGCAGAUAAUGGCCGUGCACAUACCUGAGGAGAACAGGUGCCUGGACAUCCUGGAGUUAUCAGAGCAUGAAGACCUGAGGAAGUUCCACUACCACACCUUGAAGCUGUACUGCGCCCUGUGCGCGCUGGGAAACACCCGCGUGGCCCACGCCCUCUGCAGCCACCUGGACCAAUCACAGCUGCUCUACACCAUCGAUAACCAGUACCUCUCUGGGAUGCUGAGAGAGGGCUUCUACAAUGUCCUCAUCAGCAUCCAUCUCGAAACCGCAAAGGAGGCCCGUCUAAUGAUGAACAACGAGUUCAUCAUCCCCGUGACGGACGAGACUCGCUCCAUCAAGCUCUUCCCGGACGAGUCCAAGCGCCACUCGCUUCCCGGCGUGGGCCUGAGCCCCUCCCUCAAGCCCCGGGUCAACUUCUCCCCCGUCGGCAUCAUCAGCACAAAGCGCCACCAGUUCCUCUACAGUCCGCAGAUCCCCCUGGGCGUCCUGAAGGAGAAGGCCAUCAGCAUGCUCACGGAGGCCGUGCAGGGCGGAGGCAUUCACAUCCGAGACCCCGUGGGCGGAAGCGUCGAGUACCAGUUUGUCCCCAUCCUGAAGCUGAUCGGAACGCUGCUGAUCAUGGGGGUCCUCACCAGCGAGGAGGUGAGGCGGAUUCUCCUCCUGAUCGACCCCAACGUGUUCGGCGAGGCCAAGGAGGGCGAGGAGGGCAAGGGGGACGAGGCGGCGGGGGAGAAAGAGGAGGUGAGCAAGAACGAGGAGAAGGCCGUGGAGGCGGGGGAGGAGGAGACGAAGGAGGGCAAACAGCCGGUCAAAGGUCUUCUGGAGAAGUCGCUGCCCGAGUCCGUCAAACAUCAGAUGUGUGAGCUGCUGCACUACUUCUGCGACUGCGAGCUGAAGCACCGCAUCGAGUCCAUCGCGUGCUUCUCCGACAGCUUCGUGUCCAAGCUGCAGUUCAACCAGCGCUUCCGCUACAACGAGCUGAUGCUGGCGUUCAACAUGUCCGCCGCCGUCACCGCCAAGAAGACCAAAGAGUUUCGCUCCCCCCCGCACGAGCAGAUCAACAUCCUGUUGAAUUUCAGCGCCGGGGAGGACUGCCCCUGUCCCGAAGAGAUCCAGGAAGAGCUCAACUCCUUCCAUGAGGAAUUGCGACUGCACUGUGGUAUUCCCAUUGAGGAAGAGGAGGAGGAGCAGGACACUUCCAUAAAAGGGCGUCUCCUCGCCUUACUCUACAAGAUCAAGGGUCCACCUCAGAAGACAGAGGAGGAGCCCACAGAGCAGGAACAGGCUGCUCCCACCAACCUGAAGGAGCUGAUCUCUCAGACCAUCACCAGCUGGGCGCAGGAGUCUCACAUCCAGGACCCCGAGCUGGUCAGAGUGAUGUUCAGCCUGCUCAGGAGGCAGUACGAUGGCAUCGGGGAGCUUCUCCGGGCCAUGAAGAAAUCCUACACCAUCAGCGCCGCUUCUGUGCAGGAUGCUAUCAACCUGCUGGUGUCUCUGGGUCAGAUCAGAUCUCUGCUGUCAGUCCGCAUGGGGAAAGAGGAGGAGAAGCUUAUGAUUGAUGGACUCGGUGACAUCAUGAACAACAAGGUUUUCUACCAGCAUCCCAACCUGAUGAGAGUUCUGGGCAUGCAUGAGACCGUCAUGGAGGUCAUGGUCAACGUGCUGGGAGGAGAUAAAUCCCAGGAGAUCGCCUUCCCCAAGAUGGUGGCCAGCUGCUGUCGUUUCUUGUGCUACUUCUGUCGUAUCAGCCGCCAGAACCAGAAAGCCAUGUUUGACCAUCUGAGCUACCUGCUGGAGAACAGCAGCGUGGGGCUGGCCUCUGAAGCUAUGCGAGGCUCGACUCCACUGGAUGUUGCAGCGUCCUCAGUGAUGGACAACAAUGGCCUGGCUCUGGCCCUGGAGGAGCCCGAUCUGGAGAAGGUGGUGACAUACCUGGCAGGCUGUGGGCUUCAGAGCUGUGCCAUGCUGGUUGCUAAGGGUUACCCUGACCUCGGCUGGAACCCCAUAGAAGGAGAGCGCUACCUGUCCUUCCUGCGGUUCGUCGUCUUCUGCAACGGUGAGAGUGUGGAGGAAAAUGCCAACGUGGUGGUGAAGCUGCUCAUCAGACGUCCUGAGUGUUUCGGCCCCGCCCUGAGAGGAGAGGGGGGUCAGGGUCUGCUGGCUGCCAUGAAUGAGGCCAUCAAAAUCUCCGAGGAUCCUGCCUUGGACCUGCCCCCGACCCCCGCUAUCGUCAGUACUGGGUCUGGUGAGGAAGAAGGAGAAGUCAUCCACAUGGGCAACGCCAUCAUGUCCUUCUACUCGGCUCUUAUUGACCUGCUGGGACGCUGCGCUCCAGAGAUGCAUCUUAUCAAUGCGGGGAAAGGCGAGGCUCUGCGUAUCAGAGCCAUCCUGCGCUCUCUGGUUCCAACUACUGACCUGGUGGGAAUCAUCAGCAUCCCUCUCAAAAUGCCCGUGGUUAAUAAAGAUGGGACAGUGACAGAGCCGGACAUGUCGGCCUCUUUCUGCCCGGACCACAAGGCCCCCAUGGUUCUCUUCCUGGAACGUGUCUACGGCAUCGAGGACCAGAGCUUCCUGCUCCACAUGUUGGAGGUCGGCUUCCUGCCUGACCUGCGAGCCUCGGCGUCUCUCGACACGGAGGUGUUGAGCACCACCGAGACGGCGCUGGCCAUGAACAGGUACAUCGGCUCAGCCCUGCUGCCUCUGCUGACCCGCUGUGCCGCUCUGUUUGCUGGUACUGAGCACUACGCACAGCUGAUCGACUCCACGCUGCAGACCAUCUACCGGCUGUCCAAAGGCCGCUCACUCACAAAAGCCCAGAGGGACGCCAUCGAGGAGUGUCUGCUGGCCAUCUGCAAGCACCUGCGUCCCUCCAUGAUGCAGCAGCUGCUCAGACGGCUGGUGUUUGACGUUCCCAUGCUCACUGAAUACUGCAAGAUACCUAUCCGGCUGCUGACCAACCACUAUGAGCAGAACUGGAAGUACUACUGCCUGCCUUCUGGUAUGGGCAGCUUUGGCAUCGCCUCUGAGGAGGAGCUCCUCCUCACCAAGAAACUCUUCUGGGGAAUCUUCGACUCCCUUUCUAAUAAGAAGUAUGAUGCUGAACUUUUCAAAAUGGCCAUGUCAUGUCUGAGUGCCAUCGCUGGAGCUCUGCCUCCUGACUUCGUCGACGCCAGUCUUGGAGCAACACUGGAGAAACAGGCCUCUGUGGACGCACAGGGCAACUUUGAUCCCAAACCCACCAACACUGCCAAUAUCUCCCUUCCUGAAAAACUUGAGUACAUUGCCAACAAAUAUGCAGAGCAUUCCCAUGACAAGUGGUCCUCAGAGAAGGUGUCAGCAGGCUGGAAACAUGGAGACACAAUGGACGACCAGGCCAAAUCCCAUCCACUGCUGAAGCCUUAUAAAUCUCUGAGUGAGAAGGAGAGAGAAACGUACCGCUGGCCAGUGAAGGAGUCGUUGAAGAGCAUGCUGGCGAUGGGAUGGAACAUUGAGAGGACCAAGGAGGGAGAAGCCAUGUUCCAACAACGAGAGAGUGAAAAGCAAAAAAAAGAUUCUCAGGUGAAUGGAUUCAGUCCUGCUCCGAUGGACUUGCACAAUGUAACUCUGUCUAGAGAGUUACAGGGCAUGGUGGAGGUGGUUGCAGAGAAUUACCACAACAUCUGGGCCAAGAAGAAGAAAACUGAACUCGUUAGCAAAGGAGGAGGGACCCACCCGCUGCUGGUUCCCUAUGACACCCUGACAGCUAAAGAGAAGUACAGAGACCGAGAGAAGGCCCAGGAGCUCUUCAAGUUCCUGCAGAUCAGCGGCUAUGUCAUCACAAGAGGUCAGAAGGACAUCGAGCAGGAAUCAUCGUCCAUGGAGAAGCGUUUCUCCUACAAGUUCCUCAAGAGGCUGCUGAAGUACGUCGACUCUGCUCAGGAGUUCAUCGCUCAUCUUGAGGCCAUGGCCACCAGUGGGAAGACAGACAAAUCCCCUCACGACCAGGAAAUCAAGUUCUUUGCCAAGGUGCUGCUCCCUCUGGUGGAUCAAACUUUUAAGAACCACUGUCUCUACUUCCUUUCUACGCCCAGCAAGAACCUGAGCAUCUGUGGCUGUGCGUCCAACAAAGAGAAGGAGAUGGUCACCAGCCUGUUCUGUAAGCUGGCAGCUCUUGUCAGACACAGGAUUUCUCUCUUUGGUAGUGAUUCUGCAAUGAUGGUGAGCUGUCUGCACAUCCUCACAAACACACUGGACACCAGAACCGUGAUGAAGUCCGGCUCAGAGCUGGUCAAAGCCGGGGUUCGGACUUUCUUUGAGAACGCCGCGGAGGACCUGGAGAAGCUGCUGGAGAUGCUGAAGCUGGGGAAGUUCAUGCAGUCGCGUGCUCAGAUGAAGAGCGUCAGCCAGAGCAUCACCUAUGUGACCGUGGCUCUGCUGCCCAUCCUCACCGCCCUGUUUGAGCACAUCAGGAACUCUGAUUUUGGAGUUGAUCUACUGUUGAAUGAUGUGCAGCUCUCCUGCUAUCGAAUCCUCACCUGCUUCUACUCCCUGGGAACAGGAAAGAACGUCUUCGUGGAGAAGCAUCUUCCUGCACUGGGGGAGAGCCUGGCCAUCCUGGUGGCGGCCAUGCCUGUGGCGUUCCUGGAGCCCGAGUUCAACGCCUACAACCCGCUCUCUGUCUUCAACACUAAGACUCCCCGAGAAAGAGCGAUUCUCAGCAUGCCCGACACAGUGGAGGAGAUGUGUCCGGAGUUGCCGGAACUUCAAAAACUGCUGAAAGAUGUCAACGACGUGUCAGAGUCUGGUGCCCGCUACAGCGACAUGCCACAGGUCAUUGAGGUGGUCCUUCCCAUGCUGUGUAACUAUCUGUCCUACUGGUGGGAAAAAGGCCCCGAGAACUCGCCUUCAGAUGCCGACUGCUGCACCAUGGUGACCUCUGAACACCUCAGCAUCAUCCUCGGGAACAUCCUCAAGAUCCUCAACAACAACCUGGGCAUCGACGACGCCCCCUGGAUGAAGAGGAUUGCAGUCUACUCUCAGCCAAUCAUCUGCAAGGCCGGAGCAGAUCUGCUGAGGACCCACUUCCUCCCCACGCUGGACAAACUGAGGAAGAAGACGGUGAAGGUUGUGUCUGAAGAGGAGCUGCUGAAGGCGGACGGUAAAGGUGACAACCAGGAGGCCGAGCUGCUGAUCUUGGAUGAGUUCGCUGUGCUCUGCAGAGACCUCUACGCGUUCUACCCCAUGCUCAUCAAAUACGUGGACAACAACAGGUCCAGGUGGCUGAAGGAGCCGAACGCAGACUCCACUGAGCUCUUCAGGAUGGUGGCUGAGAUCUUCAUCCUCUGGUGCAAGUCCCACAACUUUAAGCGAGAGGAGCAGAACUUUGUGGUUCAGAAUGAGAUCAACAAUCUGGGCUUCCUGACCGGAGAGGGCCAGACGAAGAUGUCCAAGUCAGGAGGGGACCAGGAGAGGAAACACAAGCGUCGUCGAGGCGAGUAUUACUCCAUCCAGACCUCUCUGAUCGUAGCUGCCUUGAAGAAGAUGCUGCCCAUCGGCCUCAACAUGUGCACCCCGGGAGACCAGGAGCUCAUCUCCGUCGCCAAGAUCCGCUACAGUCUGAAAGACACAGAUGACGAGGUGAAGGACCACCUGAGACAGAACCUCCACCUCCAGGACAAGUCUGAAGACCCAGCGGUCCAGUGGCAGCUGAAUCUCUACAAGGACGUGGUGGUGAAGAGCGAGGAACCAGCCGACCCGGAACACACGGUGGAGCGAGUGCAGAGCAUCUCUGCUGCGGUCUUCCACCUGGAGCAGGUGGAGCAGCCUCUGAGAAAUAAGAAGUGUGUUCGGCACAAGCUGCUGUCCAAACAGCGUAAGCGUGCCGUGGUGGCUUGUUUCCGCAUGGCCCCGCUCUACAAUCUCCCCAGGCAUCGCGCUAUCAACUUCUUCAUCCCGGCCUAUCAGAGACUUUGGAUAGAGGCAGAGGAGUACUCCUUUGAGGAGAAGCUAGUUCAGGAUCUGGCAAAAACCCCGAUGAAGAUAGUGGAGGAGGAGGAGGAGGAGGUGGCUGAGAUCCAGCCGGACCCUCUCCACCAGCUGAUUCUCCACUUCAGCCACAAUGCCCUGACAGAGAGAAGUUACUUGGAAGAAGAUCCUUUGUAUAUUGCAUAUGCAGACAUGAUGGCAAAGAGCUGUGCAGAGGAUGAGGAGGAAGAGGAAGAAGGGAAAGAAAAGACGUUUGAGGAAAAAGAGAUGGAAAAGCAGAAGAUCCUGUAUCAGCAGGCGAGGCUGCACGCCCGUGGGGCGGCUGAGAUGGUGCUGCAGAUGAUCAGUGCCAGUAAAGGUCGUCUCGGCCCCAUGGUGACCUGCACCCUCAAACUGGGUAUCUCCAUCCUAAAUGGAGGCAAUGUGCAAGUUCAGCAGAAAAUGCUUGAUUACCUGCAGGAGAAAAAGGAUGCAGGUUUUUUCAAGAGUCUCUCGGGACUGAUGCAGUCAUGCAGUGUCCUGGACUUGAACGCAUUUGAGAGGCAGAACAAAGCAGAAGGACUUGGCAUGGUGACAGAGGAAGGUUCAAUCCACACAAAGCGGGGUUCCAAGGUGCUACAGAAUGAUGAGUUUACUAAAGAUCUAUUCCGGUUUUUGCAACUUCUGUGUGAGGGGCAUAAUGGAGAUUUCCAGAAUUUCCUGAGAACUCAAACUGGAAACACAACCACAGUGAACAUCAUUAUCAGCACUGUGGACUAUCUGCUCCGUCUUCAGGAAUCUAUCAGUGACUUCUACUGGUACUACUCUGGCAAAGACGUCAUCGACGAGACUGGAAAAGUCAACUUCUCCAAAGCUCUAGAUGUUGCAAAGCAGAUAUUCAACUCGCUGACUGAGUAUAUUCAGGGCCCGUGUAUUGGAAACCAGCAGAGUUUGGCUCACAGCAGACUGUGGGAUGCAGUCGUUGGCUUCUUGCAUGUAUUUGCCAACAUGCAAAUGAAGCUUUCACAGGAUGCUAGUCAGAUCGAGCUGUUGAAGGAGUUGAUGGAUUUACAGAAAGAUAUGGUUGUCAUGUUGCUGUCUCUACUGGAGGGUAAUGUGGUGAAUGGAAUGAUUGGAAAGCAGAUGGUCGACACUUUGGUGGAGUCUUCGAGCAACGUGGAGAUGAUCCUGAAGUUCUUCGACAUGUUCCUCAAACUGAAAGACCUGACCACCUCGGACAAUUUCAAAGAGUACGACCCCGAGUUCAAAGGCAUCAUCUCCAAAAAGGAGUUCCAGAAGUCGAUGGAGAGCCAGAAGCAGUACAGCCAGUCCGAGAUCGAGUUCCUGCUGUCGUGUGCAGAGGCCGACGAGAACGACAUGUUCAGCUACAAAGAGUUCGUGGAGCGAUUCCACGAGCCCGCCAAAGAUAUCGGCUUCAACGUAGCAGUGCUGUUGACCAACCUGUCGGAACACAUGCCGCACGACUCCAGACUGGCCACCUUCUUAGACCUGGCAGAGAGCGUGCUCAGCUACUUUGAGCCGUACCUGGGCCGCAUUGAAAUCAUGGGCAGCGCCAAGCGUAUCGAGCGGGUGUACUUCGAGAUCAGCGAGUCGAGCCGCGAGCAGUGGGAGAAGCCGCAGGUCAAAGAGUCCAAGCGGCAGUUCAUCUUCGACGUGGUCAACGAGGGCACGGAGAGCGAGAAGAUGGAGAUGUUCGUGAACUUCUGCGAGGACACCAUUUUUGAGAUGCAGCUGGCCUCGCAGAUCUCCGAGCCCGACGUGGUGGACCAACCCGAGGAGGAGGAGGAGGAGGAGGGGAAGAGCCUUCUCGACGAGCUGGGCGGAGACGAGGGCGCCGCGGAGUCCGCCUCGGCUUUCACCACCGCCUGCCGCUCCGUAAAGAAGAAGAUCAGCAAUGUCUUCGAGAUGUUCUCGAUUAAAAACAUGCGCAAGCAGUUCAAGAAAGUCAAGAAACUGAGCGUCAGGGAGAUCAUCACAGGCUUCUUCUCCUUCUUCUGGAUGCUCUUCACCGGCUUCUUCAAGGGAAUCUACGGCCUCAUAUUCGGGUUCUUCCACGUCAUCUGGUCCACCAUGUUUGGCGGCGGCCUUGUUGAGGGAGCCAAGAACAUCAAGGUCACAGACAUCCUGGGACACAUGCCGGAACCUACUCAGUUUGGUAUCCACGGCGAUGCAGUUGAAGGAGAGAAAAUGGAAGCCAUAGAGUUGUCGGGAAGCUCAGAUUCACCAGCACCGGCUGGAGAAAUGGCAGAGGUGGACAUGUUGGACAUGCUGACGGCGCCCAAGAGGGAAGGAGGAGGGAAACAUGUGGAGCCCGGCCUGGGUGACGUUUCUGAGCUGAGUGCUGAGAGCUCCUCUGCUGACACCAAGAAGAAAGCUGCCACCAAGACUGUUGAGACCCCAGAGAGCGAGAAAGAGAAAUCAGACACGGAGAAAAAGGAGAAGGAGGAUAAGCCGAAGGAGGAGCAGGAGGAGGCGGCAAAGGAGACGGUGGCAGAGGAGAAGGCCAAGCCUAAAUCCAGUCAGCCUAAAGAGAUGGCGCCGACCUUCAUGUCGAGCGUCUUUGCUCUGCUGGACGUCAUUUUGAACAAGAUGCUGAACUCCUUGACUCGUAACUUCUACAACCUUCGUUUCCUGGCUCUGUUUGUGUGUUUCGCCAUCAACUUCAUUCUUCUCUUCUACAAGGUCACUGGUGAGACUGAGGAAGAAAGCGAUGAUGCGAACAGCUGGGUCAGUGAGGAGGAGGAGGAUGACGAGAACACGCUCUUCGACAUGGAUGAGUUUGUGCUGCACGAGAGCUCGGGCUACAUGUUACCCACUCUGCGCUUCCUGGCUAAAUUCCACACCGUCAUAUCACUGCUCUGUUGGGUCGGGUACUACUAUCUGAAGGUUCCUUUGGUGGUGUUCAAGAGGGAGAAGGAGAUUGCCAGGAAACUUGAGUUUGACGGUCUCUACAUCACCGAACAGCCUUCAGACGAAGACAUCAAGGGCCAGUGGGAUCGACUCGUCAUCAACACGCCGUCUUUCCCCAGCAACUACUGGGACAAGUUUAUCAAGCGCAAGGUGAUCAACAAAUACGGCGACAUGUACGGAGCUGAACGCAUCGCUGAGCUCUUAGGGCUGGAUAAGAGCGCUCUGGACUUUGACCCGACAGUGGAGACUGUGGAGAAGGAAGCGUCUCUGCUCUCCUGGCUGAGCUCCAUUGACACAAAGUACCACAUCUGGAAGCUGGGAGUGGUUCUGACUGACAAUUACUUCCUGUAUCUGAUCUGGUACACCACCAUGUCCGUUUGCGGACACUUUAACAACUUCUUCUUCGCCGCUCAUCUUCUGGACAUCGCCAUGGGCUUCAAGACUCUUCGCACCAUCCUGUCUUCUGUCACUCACAACGGCAAGCAGCUCGUGUUGACAGUGGGUCUGCUGGCCGUGGUCGUCUAUCUCUACACUGUGGUGGCCUUCAACUUCUUCAGGAAGUUCUACAACAAGAGCGAAGAUGAAGAUGAGCCCGACAUGAAGUGUGACGAUAUGAUGACGUGCUACCUGUUCCACAUGUACGUGGGCGUGAGAGCUGGAGGAGGCAUCGGAGACGAGUUGGAGGACCCGGCUGGAGACCCCUACGAGCUCUACCGCAUCCUGUUCGACAUCACCUUCUUCUUCUUUGUCAUUGUCAUCCUGCUGGCCAUCAUUCAGGGUUUGAUCAUCGAUGCCUUUGGGGAGCUGAGAGACCAACAGGAGCAGGUCAAAGAGGACAUGGAGACCAAAUGCUUCAUCUGCGGCAUCGGGAACGACUACUUUGACCGAACGCCUCAUGGGUUUGAAACCCACACCUUACAAGAGCACAACCUUGCAAACUACCUGUUCUUCCUCAUGUACCUGAUUAACAAGGAUGAGACUGAACACACGGGUCAGGAGUCGUAUGUGUGGAAGAUGUACCAGGAGAGAUGCUGGGACUUCUACCCCACUGGAGACUGCUUCCGUAAGCAAUACGAGGACCAGUUGGGUUAAAGAGGUCAGCCUCGCUCCAGUGCUCCUCUCUCACCUUUCCUUCUACCUGAAAGAGACACUGAACUUGACUUCACCCUGUUAACACAACCUGAACACUUGCUGGACUUUCUCUGCUGCCAUGGUGUCAAAAAACAA